Molecule: messenger RNA, 4239 nt
Organism: Poecilia reticulata (guppy)
Lineage: Eukaryota; Metazoa; Chordata; Actinopteri; Cyprinodontiformes; Poeciliidae
Source: RefSeq, a predicted model, not a curated record
AUGGAUUCAUCUGAUGACAAAGAAGAGGAAGUUCAUUGCUCUGAAACGACUUUAUGCAAGGAACAAGAGGGCAAGAGGAAACAACAGAAACAAGAACCCGAUCCAAGCUGUCUGUCCUUCAAAAGCAGCUGCUCAAAAGAUGCAAUUAUUUAUCUUAAUAUAGAUCAACCUUCAGAUGCAAAGAGACUUGACCAGAGCUCUGAAGUUGGUCAACCUCCCCAUGAGUAUCAAAAGCAACUGGGCUCCAUAUUUAUGGAACUGGAGAAAAAGAUUGUGAUGUUUGUAAAGGACGAGCUGAAGGAGAUCCAAAAGGUCUUGUGUUCAGAUUACCCCAAAUGUUCACAGGGUCUGGAAGAGGAUGAAGAGAUGUCUGGAAAUGAACAUGAAAAGCAGAGCAGCCGCAGAAGCAGCAGUAGAGAGGCCUUUUUAAAGAUCACUGUUGACUUCUUGAGAAUGAUGAAUCUGGAUGACCUGGCUGACCUUCUGCAGAGCAAAUCAUUCAUCACAUGUCAACAAACACUAAAGUCUAAUCUUAAGAAGAAGUUCCAGUUUGUGUUUGAAGGAAUCACUAAAUCAGGAAAUCAAACCUUUCUGAAUCAGAUCUACACAGAGCUCUACAUCACAGAGGGAGGAUCUGGAAAGGUCAAUGAUGAACAUGAGGUCAGACAGAUUGAAUCAGUGUCCUGGAAACCAGACAGACCAGAAACAACAAUUAGACAUGAAGACAUAUUUAAACCCUCACCUGGAAGAGAUGAACCAAUCAGAACAGUGAUGACAAAGGGAGUGGCUGGCAUUGGAAAAACAGUCCUGACCCAGAAGUUCACUCUGGACUGGGCAGAAGACCAAACCAACCAGGACACCCAGUUCACUUUUCCAUUCACAUUCAGAGAACUGAAUCUGUUAAAAGAUGAACAGUUCAGCUUGCUGCAGCUUGUUCACCACUUUUUUAGUGAAACCAGAGGAAUCUCCAGAUUUGAAGAGUUAAAGGCUGUGUUCAUCUUUGAUGGCUUGGAUGAGAGUCGACUUCCACUGGACUUCCACAACAAUGAGAUCCUGACAGAUGUAAGAAAGUCCACCUCAGUAGAUGUUCUUCUGACAAACCUCAUCAGAGGGAACCUGCUUCCCAAAGCUCACCUCUGGAUAACCACACGACCUGCAGCAGCCAAUCGGAUCCCUGCUGAGUGUGUUGGCAUGAUGACGGAGAUCAGAGGAUUCACUGACCCACAGAAAGAUGAGUACUUCACUAAAAGGUUUAAAUCUAAGGAGCAGGCCAGAAUGGUAAUCUCCCACAUAAAGAAAUCCAGAAGCCUCCACAUCAUGUGCCACAUCCCAAUCUUCUGCUGGAUCACUGCUACAGUUGUGGAAAACAUGUUGAACAAGAGCAAUAGAGAAGAUCUGCCAAAGACCCUGACUGAGAUGUACAUUCACUUCCUGGUGGUUCAGACCAAACUGAAGAUCAUCAAGUACGAUGGAAGAGCUGAGACAGAUUCAAUCUGGAGUCCAGAGAGUCGGAAGAUGAUCGAGUCUCUGGGAAAACUGGCUUUUGAACAAUUACUGAAAAGAAACCUGAUCUUCUAUGAAUCAGACCUGACAGAGUGUGGCAUCGAUAUUAGAGCAGCUUCAGUGUGUUCAGGAGUUUUCACACAGAUCUUCAGAGAAGAGAGAGGGCUGUACCAGAACAAGGUGUUCUGCUUUGUCCACCUGAGUGUUCAGGAGUUUCUGGCUGCUCUUCAUGUUCACCUGACCUUCAUUGAAUCUAGAGUCAAUCUGCUGGAAAAAGAUGAAACGAAAUCCAAGGAAUUGGAAAAAAGAAACCAUGAAUCUUCAGAGACAGACAUCUACAAAAAUGCUGUGGACAUGGCCCUAAAGAGUCCAGAUGGACACCUGGACUUGUUCCUCCGGUUUAUACUUGGUCUUUCACUGGGGACCAAUAAGCGUCACUUAGGAGGCCUUGUGAGACCGAGAGAAGAAAGUUUAACAGCUAAUAAAGACACAGUCCAGUACAUCAAGGAGAAGUUGAAUAACAAAUGUGUUGAGAAAAGCAUCAAUUUUUUCCACUGCCUGAAUGAACUAAAUGAUCAGUCUCUGGUGGAGGAAAUCCAACAAUCUCUACAAACAGGACGUCUUUCAACACAGCAGCUGUCUCCUGCUCAGUGGUCAGCUCUGCACUUCAUCCUACUUUCAUCAGACAAAGGUCUGGAGACAUUUGACCUUAAAAAAUACUUUGCUACAGAGGAAGCUCUACUGAAGCUGCUGCCAAUAGUCAAAGCCUCCAGUAAAGCUAUACUGAGUGGGUGUAACCUCUCAGAGAGAAGCUGUGAAGCUCUGUCCUCAUUGCUCAGCUCAACAACGUCUAGUCUCAGAGAUCUGGACCUGAGUAACAAUGACCUGAAAGAUUCAGGAGUGAAGCUGCUGUGCAAUGGACUGAUGAGUCCUAACUGUGAAUUGGAGAUUCUCAGGCUUUCAGGCUGCCUGAUCACAGAGAAAGGCUGUGCUGCUCUGGCUUCAGCUCUGACUGUGAACUCGUCUCACCUGAAGGAGCUGGACCUCAGCUACAAUAAUCCAGGAGACGCAGGAAAGGAGUUUCUGGCAGCUUUACUGAAGAAUCCAAGCUUCAAACUGGAGUCUCAAAGCAUGGAGCCUGCAGGAGAAAGAUGGCUGACACCAGGUCUGAGGAAGUAUUCCUGUCCACUAACAGUCGACCUGAACACUGUAAGCAGAUUCCUCAAACUGUCUGACGAAAACAGGAAGGUGACACGUGUGGAAGAGGAGCAGCCAUAUCCUGAUCAUCCAGACAGAUUUGAUGUCUGUCAGCUGCUUUGCGCCAAUAGUUUGACUGGUCGCUGUUACUGGGAAUUAGAGUGGAGUGGGAAAAUCUAUGCAUCACUGAGUUACAAGGGAAUCAAUAGAAAAGGARUCAAUGACRACUSCUGGUUYGGACUUAAUGAUAAGUCCUGGAUGGUAGUCUGCUCUGAUGAUGGUUAUACCUUUUGGCACGAUGGAAAAAAAGCCUUCAUCCCUGAUCCCUCCAUCUCCUCUUCCUCCUUUGCCUCUGGCAGAGUAGCUGUGUUUGUGGACUGUCCUGCUGGGACUCUGUCCUUCUACAGAGUCUCCUCAGAGACACUGAUCCACAUCUACACCUUCAACACCAAAUUCACUGAAACUCUUUAUCCUGGAUUUACAUGCAGGAAUUGUUCUCUGGGGUCUUGGCUCUUGUUUUAGAGUAAUCUUUUCUAAGUUAGAGGAAAUCUAACUUUACAUGUGUUUCAUCCAAGAUGUGGUUUCAGAUUAACAUUCUUUGUAAAACUGAGUUUAAACAGCAUAAAUAAUCACAAAGUGCUUCACUUUAAACACUGUAGUCUGCAGGAACUCCAGUAUCAACCUCCUGUUGUAUUGCCGAUGCUCUCACAUCUUUCCUGUACCUGUCCACCAGACUGAAAUCCGACUUCCCAGACAGGGGGUCAUCGUCACUUCCUAUUUUGGCGAGGAAUUCCUGCAGGGUUUAGAACACGUCUCGUGUGUUUGUCAAGAUUUAGAUACAGUUUCAAUCUUAUGUUGGAGGAGCCACCUAAUAAUCUUCAGUUUUUUCUGAGUGGACGGGGCUUAAGUGAUGUCAUUAAACUACCACACCAGUAUGUGAAGCAGUGAAGCUCCCUGAUGAUGCACAAAAAACCUGGUGCAGAUCGGAUGAUGUAUUAUGGAGAUAUAACUGUUGGAAUAAUUCAAGGAGUCAACUUUUAAUGUAGACCUAAUGGCCUCUUAAGAGGUUAACUAUGGUCAUUUAUUUAUUUGGUGGAAAUUGGAUGAUGCAUGUGUGAUUUAGAGCCAACUGUAUGUAAACUUCAUGGGAUUAUAAUUCGUCAUUCUACAACAGCAACAUGCUGCAGCCAUAGCUGAGAGAAGGAUUCAGCAUCAUGUUGUUCUGUCGUUGGACUCAGGUCUAAAUUGGUAUGAAUCAAACAGUAAAAUUAUGACCACAAAACAGGUAACUUCCUGUUCGAAGGGUGCGGGGCUAAGGUGAUGUCACAUAUUGACCAUGUAAAUGUGAUCAAUGCUGGUCUGUCAUGACGCAUAGAAAGUCUGAAGCAGCUGUGAGCUUGUGUGUGGAAGUGAUUCCAUCUUGACAUUUAAGUUUCUGAAGAGUUGCACAGAGACUGUAGCAUAAUGGCAGUAGCUAAUGUAACUUGUACUAUUUACUGAAGUCUUUUUAUAACUGGGUAGUCCUAGGAGUGACAGACG